AUAGCUCACAGACGCCAUCCAUCCAUCCUUAUCCACAGACCACAGCCGCCACACUCCCACCCACCGUCAGCGCCACCGCACACCAUCUCCUUGCCACCACCAUCCCUACCUCUGUCGCAUCCACCUACUGCCACUGGCCCCCGUCACGUGGCCACGCCUCCUCAGCCUCAUCGCCGCCUUCCUCCUCCCUCUCCCUCUUGGUCCAGAGGCAGCAGCGGCGCAGGGGCGGGUUAGCGGCUCCCGGCCCAGCGGCUGCAUUGCGGCUCCUCGACGCAGCGGCUGCCCAGCGGCGCGGCGGCUCAGGACCUCCACGACGGCGAGGAGCGGCAGCGGCCUCCCUCUCACCCCUCCCUCUCCCUCUUGGUCCAGAGGCAGCAGUGGCGCAGGGGCUGGUCAGCGUCUCCCGGCCCAGCGGCUGAGCUGCGGCUUCUCGACGCAGAGGCGCGGCACGGCUCAGGAUCUCCAUGGCGGCGAGGAGCGGCGGCGGCCUCCCUCUCACCCUUCUCUCUCCUCUCAUAUCCUAUGUGAUGUGAUUUAUUUUGUGAUUUCCACCUCUUCUCUCAUCUUAUGUGUGAUUUAUUUUGUGAUGUGAUUAUUGGAUUGUCUCCUGUGCUUGAUUUAUUUUGGGAUGAUUUUGUAAUGAUUCCGAUUGGAUUGGGAUUUAGUUUUUGGGUUAGAUUUGUGAUGAUUUGGGAUUGGUUGUGGGAUGUUCAGAGCGGACGCUCGUUGACAGAUGAAGCGGAAGAAGGUGCUUCUGCUUUAGUUUUUAGGGAUUUGGGAUUUGUUUGUGUAUUUCUUUGUAGUGUCGAUCUUGUAACAGCGAAUGGGAAACUGAUUUUCUGGGAUUAUCGGUCGGUUUUGAUGUUGUGAUUUGUCCUCCAAUUAUAAUUUUGUAUCCUCUCAGAAUUUUUUUUCUUUGGCCGCUGUACACGAUUGCGUUCACACGGAGAGAGAGGGCACCGCUCAGUCAGACAUUUACGGAUGAAAAAUUUGUGACGAAAGGAAAAAUACUAAUCUUUUAGUUAGUUAAGAUGUGACACAUGCUAUAGGCUAUAUUCGUUGAACUAGGAUGUAUCAUAUCUCACUAAAAUCUCUUAUAUUUAGGGACGGAGGGAGUAUAACUUGAUGAAGGAAUUAUCAACAUUAUUGCUUUGAAACUGUUGAAUACAAAAUGAAAUCCUAGAAUUUGCGUAUGUCUGAUUAGAAAAUGUGACAAUGCCAAUGUAGCAGGUAAUUUCUUUUAGAAGGUAAUUUCUUUUAGAGUAAAUUUCACAAAACCACAUCUCUACCCAUACUAAUACUACAUUCAGUGGUUCAACAACAGUGGCCGCAUUAAGGUAACACAAUUGGUGAGAUUAAAUUUUGCAAUUGGUUAUUACUGUGAUUUUGUUGAUUGCGAUGUCGUACCUAUGCAUGCUUGCUCCUUGCUCCUUGCUGUUGGGUAGACUUUCACAAUAUGAUAAAAACACGUUGCAUCAUGGUAGAACAAAAUCAAUACUCCUUUGUGCAUAAUAGAAAAAAAAUUGUGUUGCAUCCUAUGACUCUUGAAGCUGUUUUUGAGAAUGAUGUUGCUAGAGCUAAGAAAGAGAAAAAUGUUGAGCAUGCUAAAAGUGAAAAUCAGAUUGUAGCAAAAGAACUUGUACAACAUAACAAGAAAGAUUCUAAAUCUGAACAUGGUAAGGACAAUGUGAUUAAAUCGAAAGGUCCUUGUUUGCUUGCCACUAAAUCUGAUAUUGUCAAUUUGGAUACGAGUGACACUAUUUGCUAUGCUCUCAUUUGUAAAGAGGCCUUGUUUCCUUUUGAGAAUAUGCCUAUCUCUUUUCUUCUUGUGGUCACUAAUUUUUUGCAGAAGUAUUAGGAUGUGUUUCCCAAGGACGUACCACCAGGGCUGCCACCGGUGCGUGAAAUUGAGCAUCAGAUCAACUUGUUGGUAACAAAGAUAGAAAGGAAUUGAAUUUUGAACCUGGAGAUUUGGUUUGGUUGCGUUUGCGAAAAGAAUGGUUUCCUAAUUUGAGAAAAUCUAAAUGGAUGCCUAGAGCUGAUGGACCUUUUAAAGUAUUAGCAAAGAUUAAUGAGAAUGCAUAUAAGCUUGAUUUGCCUGUAGAUUUUGGGGUUAGUCCCACAUUUCACAUUGCAAAUUUGAAACCGUAUUUGGGAGAAGAAGAUGAGCUUAAGUCGAGGACGACUCCAAUGCAAGAAGGGGAGGAUGAUGAGGACAUCAACACCAUCGAUACAUCCACGUCCCCACAAGUACAACUUCAUGAUCCUAUUACCCGCGCUCGUGCACGUCAACUCAACUAUCAGGUGAGUUCAUUCUUGAAUUCAUGUUCUUCUUGUUUAUACCCCGGAGAUGCGUGCACUCUUGUUUUACUCAGGAACGAUGGGGAGGAUCCAAACGGGGAGAGGAUUCGCGCGGGGUGGAUUCGGACUGCAGGAUAGCGCCAACAUCUGACGGCCGGCACGACUUCAUGCGAACUCCGAUUUGGGCGUGCAAGUACUUCAUGGAAAGCUUAUCAAGUCUACUUUCAAAUGGAUCCAUUCCCAUGUCCAUAUCUGAUCUGGAGCAGCUGCAAUCAUCAUUUUACUGUCGAGUACUUUUCUGUCCACGAUGUUGCGUCACCUCAUUUGGGCCCAAUGUGCUGUAUAUCAAGUUGGGCCCAUUAGGGGUGCGUCCUAGGGUUAGAGCACGACACCAACACCCCUGUGGUCGUUCUCCCCCUCUUCUUAUACCUUUAGCCGCCGCCAAGAACACUUGGGCUUUGUUUAGAUCAAAGUAUAGCGUCGCUACUUGGCCGAGUUAAUCCCAUGACCAGUUAGAUCCCCGGAUUUCUUGUUGCUGAACUCCACUUGUGCUACUUCUGUUGAUCUGAUCCAUCAUCUUUGAUUCGCAAAUUGAGUUGCUUGUUCAUCUUGUUCUUGCUAGUUCUCGAUUGCUUGCAGGAACAAUUACCCUUGUGGUUGGGCUGAUCGUGCAUUCCAUAGAGAUUUGGUGUAAUGAUUGCUAAGAUGCAACAUCCCUUGAUAGAUGUAGUCGGACCGCCAACGCCACUCCAUCCUAUCGACUUAUCCUCUCAUCGAAAGAUCAGGCCAACAACAGCCUUGAGUGUCGAGUGAAACUCAAGGUUUAUCAUUUUGGGAAGGGACUCGUUGAUUUCUGCUGCUAUUUUCUAGUGCUUUUGUAGAUCUUGUUGGCAAGAACUUCAGCGUUGGCUAGAAGGUCUCUUGCAAGAACAGUGCGAUGCUCUUCUUGUAUGGGAGCUUUUUGACUGGAGAUGAGACCGUUGAUCUUAAGAAUGGCCUCACAUGUUGCAUCUACAAUGUGAUUUCAAUGCUCACCAUGGAGAUGGCCAGAGUCUCGGCCGUGAACACAAAGACAACAAGAUAUUUGUUGGUAUUUCUUAUGAUCACAGAUAAAUCUGCAAGCGUACAGAAUAUACCGAUGUAGCAUUUCA
Oryza sativa Japonica Group (Japanese rice) is the source of this 3452-nucleotide messenger RNA. The record is from RefSeq and is a predicted model, not a curated record. Lineage: Eukaryota; Viridiplantae; Streptophyta; Magnoliopsida; Poales; Poaceae.